This is a messenger RNA of Caenorhabditis briggsae, 2364 nucleotides long. Bases 1 to 2364 code for a protein of 787 amino acids. Gene Ontology annotation, molecular function: monoatomic cation channel activity. Gene Ontology annotation, biological process: monoatomic cation transmembrane transport. Lineage: Eukaryota; Metazoa; Nematoda; Chromadorea; Rhabditida; Rhabditidae. The transcript has 13 exons. The record is from RefSeq and is a predicted model, not a curated record.
AUGGCGACUGACGAACGGACUUUUCUCAAUUUGGAUCAAUUUGUUAAAAAUCAGAUUAUUGCAAUCAUUGAUGAUUAUAAAUUAGUGUAUAAAAUACCAAUUCCUAAUCUAAACACCGAUCCCUCGAAUGACACUCUCAAUAUCUAUACUAAAAUUAGAGAGCUUCUUCUUUGCGGUAUUCACAUCAAUAUCGAAGACCUGUUCAAAAAGGAUAUCAACUCAUUCCGGAUGGUUUUGGCUGCUUUUUUCGGUGAAAGAAACGCACUCGUACUUACGCCGAAAGCAGAAACACCUGAAACAGUAGCACCUGAAGCAGAAUCACCUGAAACAGAAGCACCAGUCAAAACGAAAACGUAUACGUUACAGAAAACGGACUUGCUACCCAACUGUCAACAUCAUCUACAUACAAUUAUGGUGAUGUGUUAUGCGGCCGAUGUGAUGCAAAAAGAAAUACAGAAACUGGAUAAUAGAAUUGUCAUGAAAAAAGACAAAUAUUUCAAAUUGAAAGAUAAGCUGCAAGAACAAGCAUGUAACAUGAUAAACCACUUAUACUGCCUCGAAACUAAUGGACCUGAGAACGCGAUAGCUGCUUUGCAGGAAGAUUGUCAUUUAUCCUGGACGAAUAAAAACAUAAACAGUAGAUAUCGGGACUACCUAAAUGGAAAGUUCAAUAGAAACCAAGAGAUAAUGGCCAUCGCUUAUAAAGCAGAUGCAAUGAAGUUCCUAUCUCAAAAGCCGUGUCUCUUACUCAUUGAUGAACGUUAUAACAUCAGAAAAACAAUGGAAACCAACGUAACAGCAAACCAUGAAAAACAAGGCACUCUUCUGAAUAUGAACGGAAAAUUAUGGGUACAUGGGUUAUCUCGUUUGGUGUAUAUUUUGGCGUUCGCCUACACAUUGUGUCGUUUUCCGAUAUAUGGAGAUACUAGGAGCUUCUCAAAAAGAUCUUGGUUCGAGUUGCUUGUAUUCGUCUAUAUAAUUAUGGUUUUAAUAGCCCAAAUUGGAAUGACCAUCAUCAAAAUCAUAGAUUACUUGAUCUACGAAGGAAGCCUACACGAGUUCCGUCGACAGAAGAAAGAUGAAAAAAAGAAAUGGGCCGACAUCAUUACGAAUGCGAAAAACAAUAAAUACGGAAAACUUAUUUUCAAGUACUACGAUAACAAUCGAUUGGCCAUGUUCAGAAUCGCGUUGGUAGUACCACUACUCGUACUUGAAGCUGCUAGAUUUACCUAUUUUUCAAUAUCUUUGGAUAUGCAUAUUGAAUGGUAUGGAACAUCUGUUCUGCCUCCGAUUGCUCAUGAGAUUUUGUAUUGCUUGCUUUUUGCGAUAACAACAAUAUCAUCUAUCAGGUACUUUUAUUCGCUCCAAUUAGUUGGUUUCUUUGCUCAUAUCAUUUGGAAAAUGGGGAAAACGGUUGUCAUGUUCACUUCAAUUUUUUUUGUCUUUUGGUUCGUUUUAGCAGUUAUUCAUGUCAGCAUUUCAAGAAGUUUUAUUGUCUCUGACGACACUCUUGUACACAAAGUAUCGUCCGUUGGAAAGUUUGAAAUAUUCGGAGAAGUUCAAGAUGAAGAUCGAAUUGGAAUUCUCACGAAUUGCAGUCAAUUCAAUAGAAGCAUUCAUCAUUUAUUUGAUAUGGAGUAUGUGGAAGCCAGUUGUCUGUUUCGGUCUUCGUUGUUGCCAUUUUUAGUCUUCGCUUAUAUUUUCAUCACCAGUGUUCUUCUUGUGAAUUUGCUGACUGCUCAGUUAACUAAAGAAUAUGAGAAUGAAUCUAAAAAAAGCCGAUAUUACUACGGGUGGCUUCGUUAUGGACAAUUAGCCAAAAUAGAGUCAAAAAUCAAUCUACCACCGCCUUUUUCGUUAGUUUAUUUAUUAAGCCGUUUGAUUGUUUGGCUUUUCACAGUUCCUUGUGUGAGCAGAAACGCGACAAAUUAUGAUCUCACUCAUUUCUGGUGCCAAAUAGAAAGAAAAAUUCGUUCAGGAUACACUUUCAUUUUCGAUGCAAUUUGGAAGUACGGAGUUCUGGUACUAGAAGGCCAUCCGUGGGGAACUGUCUAUAAGAUUCCGAUAGACGUUGAAACGGAUCAUAACAAAGAUAUGAAAAACUUCUUAGACAAUCCUCCAAGUGAAAUUUGGGAACAACUGAAAGAUGUAAUUAAUUACUACGAACAGAAACAAUUAACUCUAAAAAAAUUGACAAAAGCUCAAGCGAAACUCAAUGGAAUGAUUGAACAAAAGAAAAAUAAAGAGAAUGAACGACUGAGAAUGCUAUCCAGAGCAGAAGUUCCAGAAGAUCGGAGUGCUACACCAGCACCGACUAGGGAUAUUCCUUCUUUAAGUCAAAGUAUGAAGAGUGGCAUUUUCUGA